This is a messenger RNA of Monomorium pharaonis (pharaoh ant), 2531 nucleotides long. RefSeq lists its product as uncharacterized. The transcript is spliced from 5 exons. Lineage: Eukaryota; Metazoa; Arthropoda; Insecta; Hymenoptera; Formicidae. The record is from RefSeq and is a predicted model, not a curated record. Bases 304 to 987 code for a protein of 227 amino acids.
ACAGACCAAAGGUAAGAUGCUGAAGAGAAAGAAAUAAGAUGAAAAUAAAGUGCAAAGAACAAACCGCCAAGCAACUGGAUGCGACGAUGCGACUAUGCGAGUGAUGUUUGUUUAUAAACACUUGACGUAUUUAUUUUAUUGUAGACACAUGGUGUGACGUACGCUAUUUCUUUCAAUUAUUUUCAAUUAAAUUUUUAAUUUAUCUCAAAUUAUGCGAAGAACUUAUGGAGUAGCGGAAUACUUUUACAAAUGCAACGAUUUAAAUAAUUUUUUAGCAGCAAUUUUAAAAUACAUUUUAAAAACAUGGAAUAUACAUUAGAAGAUGCGUUUGAGACACUGAAAGAGAAAAAAGCAGAACAGGAGAAAAAUAUUGAAGAUUUAAUAGCCAAGAUAUCAAACAAUGAAGUUUUUACUUUGAAACCGAACAAUUCGUUGGAGGAUGUAAGAAUGAAACAAGACAAAUUACACCAGAGCCUGAGAAAGGAAAUCCAACAGGUGGAACCUGAAGAUUACCCAAUUUUAAGAACAUCUGACCUGCGUAUGGAAGUGAUGACUGAAAUGGAGGUGGAGAUUCGCGAUAUGCAAGAGCUCCUUAACAGUUUGCAAAGAAAACUGUCCAAUAUUCAAGAAGACAUCAUAUAUUUGAGAAAUAAGAAAGAUGGGUUGAAUAAAAUGCAGGAAGCUUUUCUAAAUAUUACAGAAACGUUCGCAAACAGGACUUACGAGAAGGAACAUAUUCUGUCAAAACGUAUAUUUAAAAGAGUAAAGAAUGAUCUGAAUAGUGUGGUGAAUACCAUUUUUCCAAAUAAUGAUGACUUUAAAGAUUUAUUAGCGGCUUUAUCAUCAGCUUACAUGAAGGGAGGAGAUGACAUUUAUGUGGAUGUUACGCCGAAUAUUUUAAAUUACGUAUAUUUUCUACUGGAAGCCGAUAUAAUACAGUACCAUCGUAACGAUAAGACUAAAAUUAGAAUGACUGAAUUAUUAUGAUAUCCGAUUAUUAUCUAACAUUUUAGAAGAUAUUUGAUUAUAUCUUAUCGUUAAACAUAUUUUGUUGUCUGGAUUCUAUCUAAAAAACAAUAAGCAAAUAAAGAAACAGGAUAUUUGAUGAAAUUACACACACACGCCCACACACACACACACACACGCGCGCGCGCGCGCGCACGCACGCACAAGAAACAGGAUAUUUAUUUAUAAAAAUAAUUUUAGAUAAAGAAUGUUCUAUUACUUAAUCCUAUUUUAUUCAUUUCGACAUAUCGUAGUCUUAUUAAAAGCUUCGGGGAACACAAAGAGGUUGUUGACAGCAAUCUGGAUAUUCUUUUGUUUUAUCUUUCAUCCUGUACCAAUCAUCGACAACAACUUCAUCUGACAUAGGAAAAGUUAAGGAAAGAUAUCUGGAAAGAAACGGAAUAAAAUUAAAUUACGAAAAAGAGAUUUUAUGUAAAACUUGUAUUAGCAUUAUGAUAAAAUUUUGUGCUUGUGUAUACUUUAUCAUGGCAUAGACUGCUAUUUAUAAAUGUAUAUCUGUUUUAUCGAUAAUAUUACGCUGUGAUUUUAUAAUUGUUUUUGACUGACGAUGUAUCUUUAAAAAAAAACCGACGCGAUUAACUUGAUUCAUUAUUAAAAUUAUUAUUAAACACUUAAAUAUUAUUAAAUACUAAUAAUUACUAUUACAUAAUUACUUAUUAAAUAAUAUUAGAAUCAAGAACCGGAAAUGUAACUGGAAAAAAUGGAAUUUAAACGAUUUAGAUUCUUGUAUUUGCCAAGAAACUGAAAGUGAAAUCAAAACUAGUUUUCAAAUAUUUUUAUUAAAUCGUAAUCGGAACCAAAUCAGUUCCGGUUACGGUUUAAUUUACGGUGUAAAUAAUUUGACUCGGCCCGAGUCCCUGAUCUUAACUUUAAAUAUCUUUUAUAUACAUACAUGAUUAUAAUAUUUUACUUACCCGAGUAUAGUUGUUACACCGCCUAGAUGACAAGUUGAAGUCUUGCAUGGACGAAUUGUGUACGUAUCUACGCUGAAUAUUUAGUCUUUCCAUUCGCAGUUGUCUAAAUUCGUGCUCGUGUAAGUAAAAUCUGAAAAUAUCCGAAGAAUAUUGUUUGAAAAUUUCCAUUUAGUUUUGCGUUAUAUUAUAGCUAUAAGCUAUAUGCGACCACAAUGAAUAAUUAUAAUAAUGUAUAGUUUGUAAAUCUGCCAAAGAAUCUGUUAUUAAAAUACUGAAAUAUAUGCGACAAUUAUUUUUUACAUAAAAACUAACAGUCUUUCGAGAGGUACCAACAAUAAUAUUGCGUCGUUUGUGAAUUCGCUAAAUUGUUCUAUAAGUACAUAUUUAUAAUUUUAUCCAGAUAAAACAAUAUUUUUUCUUUUGAUAAAAUAUAUUAAUUAAGAAAUUAAUAGAUCUAAUAAAAAUGUACCUUGUACUUGCUUAGCAAAGUGAGCUAGCCCACACAUUAGAAAUAAGAUCGCGCAGACUUUCAUAUCACUUUUUUGUUUAGAGAGUUAGUAAGAAAAGACAAUAAUAAAUUUAAAAAAACUA